CAGGCCAGCCAAGCCUUUACCCCAACAAUACUCAAAUCACAUCCAAAAAUCUCAUUCAAAAAUCCAACACAGACACUCCAAAUCUCUCUUCCUCUCUUUGAUCUACAAUCAUCACACGCACACACUUCAGAUUAUCUCUGUCUCUGUCUCUCUCUCUCUCUCUCUCUAUAUAUAUAUAUAUAUAUCUGUGUGUAUAUCAGUGUGUGCUAGGAGAGUGGGUGACCAACCAACAAUGUAGGAAUGGCUCAACAAAGACAACAAUCAACAUUCGACAAACUUCAUAACAACAAUGAUCAUGUUUCCGUCGGAAUCCGCCCCUCUGCCGGCGCCGGCAAACAACCUCGAACGAACCUCCAUCGCCGGUUCAAAACACGGCGGCUUUCCAUCGGGUCUUUUGUUAUUGUUGCUCUGACACUUAUCUUUGUUGUAUCCGCUUCUGCUUUUUUCUUUCUUUCUUAUAAAGAUAAGGAUGAUGACACCGAUCAUCAUGAUGAUUUUGGGGUCGAUUUGGAUUUCCUUGCGAACGUGACACGUACAGAAAGAGCGAAGAUUCUGAAGUUUGGGCAUGGUUUGGUUGGGCAUGGCCGCGACUCUCGGUAUUGGGAUAGGGAUGAUAGGAGAAGAGAUGAUGAUUAUGGUGAGGAAUUAGUAAGCCGGUCGGAAAAUGGUGCUCGUGAUGAGACUGUUGCUAAUGAUGGUGUACAGCCGAAAGUAGAUGAUGGAAGGAAGGUGUUUGAAGGAGAUAAAAGGAGGUCAGAUCGUCGGGUAGCUGGUUUGUAUAAUGAAGCUGGGCGUAAUGAGUUAAAGAUGUAUGAAGCGGAGUAUGAGGCUUCUUUAAAGGGUGUUUCGGCAUCUAUGAAGGAAAGUAAGAGUGUGAAACAUCUGACAGAUGAUAGAGAUUUGCAUAAGCAUUAUGAAGAAGAUGAUUUGGAUGACGAGUAUAAUGAUGAGAUUGAUAUGCAUGAUAUUCGACUUGAAGACUAUAACACUGGUCUUGGAAGGGACCAUCACACCGAUGUAGGAGUCUCUCAAGGUGUAGAUGGCGGAGGAUCUUCAGUUAAAGAUAAUACUGAUAAGCCAAUUGAGGAUGCUGCUGAUGACUUGUCUGUGGAUGGUUUGGAUUCUGACAAACUCAAGGCUCAUGGCAGACAUGUCAAUGAUGUACAAUCCUCAAAAAGGGCCAUUUCUGAGAGGAAAAUUGCUUCCAAGAAGAGGCCAAAGCGUCGGAAAUAUUCAGGUGCUUGUAAUAUGAAAGUUCUUAAUUCUACCGUGACGCUUGUUGAGCCUCCCGAAAAUCAGAAAUUUGCAAAAUUUUCUUUGGGAUACACGGAACUGGAAGAGAACAUUGACAAAUUGGAAUCAUGGGAGCCCCGUUUUGCUGGGCAUCAGAGUUUAGAGCAAAGGGAACAAUCAUUUGUUGCACAUGAUCAGACGCUUAGCUGUGGCUUUGUGAAGAGCCCUAAAGGAUAUCCUAGCACAGGAUUUGACUUGGCUGAAGAGGAUGAAGCAUAUAUUAGUAGUUGCCAUAUUGCCGUGAUUUCAUGCAUAUUUGGCAAUUCUGAUCGUCUCAGAUCACCCAUGGGGAAAACGGUUUCUCGUUUUUCAAGGAAAAAUGUGUGUUUCGUCAUGUUUGUAGAUGAUGUUACCCUAAAAACUCUUUCUUCGGAAGGACAUAUGCCUGACAGAAUGGGUUAUAUUGGUAUAUGGAGGAUUGUGGUUGUAAAGAAUCUUCCAUACACCGACAUGCGGAGAGUAGGAAAAGUACCGAAACUUUUGGCACACCGUCUAUUUCAAAAUGCAAGGUACUCCAUUUGGUUGGAUAGCAAGUUACGCCUCCAACUAGACCCUUUACUCGUGUUGGAGUAUUUUUUGUGGCGAAAGGGUCGUGAGUAUGCAAUUUCUAAUCACUAUGAUCGCCAUUGUGUCUGGGAAGAAGUGGCUCAAAAUAAAAGGCUCAACAAGUACAAUCAUACUAUAAUAGAUGAACAAUUUGCCUUCUAUCAGGCUGAUGGUUUGACAAAAUUCAAUCCAUUGGAUCCUCAAAAGCUUCUCCCAAGCAAUGUACCAGAAGGUUCUUUUAUUGUAAGGGCACACACGCCAAUGUCAAACUUGUUCUCAUGCCUCUGGUUCAACGAGGUUGAAAGGUUUACACCUCGUGAUCAGUUAAGCUUUGCAUAUACAUACCAGAAGCUAAGGAGGAUGAACCCAUCCAAGCCCUUUUACUUUAGCAUGUUCAAGGACUGUGAAAGGCGAAAGAUAGCAAAGUUGUUUCGGCACAGGUCAGAGGAAACAAGAUAUUCUGUUGGACAGGAUACAGAGUAGAUUACGUUCGUCUUCGUUUACUUGUUUUUAUACAUGGAUCAACGUUUCUGGUGUUUAUGAUCGUGAGAAAGGGAGUAUCUGCUGGUAAGACCAUCAAUCAUUUGUAUAUUUUGGUAUUUCCAUAAGCUCAGAAAUGACAGAAGUGAAUGAUCGGUAACGAUACAAGAAGAGGUCACACAAGCUCCCCUUUGAUAUUCUGCUCAGGGCUCUAAAUCUAAUAGCAAUGCACCCGAGAAUGAAACCAGUAGCUGCAGCCGCGUUAAGCUUGUACAAUAACAUUAGCAGUAGAGUGUUAUUUGUUGAUUAUAAUGUGAUGUUUUCGGUCUGUACCUUUAUAGAUAUUACAAUAGAUAGUUGUAACAUCAAGAAUUUUGAACUAAGAUUGAUUCAUUUUUGGCCCUGAUGCUGUUUCUACA
Molecule: messenger RNA, 2738 nt
Organism: Erigeron canadensis
Lineage: Eukaryota; Viridiplantae; Streptophyta; Magnoliopsida; Asterales; Asteraceae
Product: probable hexosyltransferase MUCI70
Exons: 7
Coding region: 241-2322 (693 amino acids)
Source: RefSeq, a predicted model, not a curated record